Angiostrongylus costaricensis is the source of this 2145-nucleotide messenger RNA. NCBI's taxonomy places the organism in Eukaryota, Metazoa, Nematoda, Chromadorea, Rhabditida, Metastrongylidae. The record is from the annotation of a GenBank genome assembly.
UGUUUUUUAAGCUCUCGUUCGCGUUCUCCUGUUAAGAAAGAGCGUGAUUCUUCGCCAUCACCUCCAACUAUCACACAUAAUAACAAUGUCAAAAUCAAUCCGUACACAAGGUUGCCUUAUAGUAAAAAAUAUUGGCAGAUUUGGGAGAAACGUCGACAACUCCCUGUUUGGGAGUAUAAAGAGAAGUUCAUGGAGAUCCUUCACAACAACCAAUGUAUGACUCUUGUGGGAGAAACUGGUUCUGGAAAAACCACACAGAUACCACAAUGGUGUGUGGAGUAUGUCCGUCAGAGAGCUGUUCCUGGUCAGCGGAGGCUGGUAGCCUGUACACAACCAAGAAGAGUUGCAGCUAUGUCCGUAGCUGCACGUGUUGCAGAUGAAAUGGAUGUACAGUUGGGACAGGAAGUCGGAUAUUCUAUUCGUUUCGAAGACUGCGUCAGUUCGCAAACUAUACUGAAAUAUUGUACAGAUGGUAUGUUGUUACGUGAGGCGAUGAAUUGCCCAUUAUUGGAUGGAUAUGGUGUCAUAAUUCUUGACGAGGCUCAUGAAAGGACAUUAGCCACUGAUAUUUUAAUGGGUUUAAUAAAGGAGAUUGUUAAACAACGUGCAGACAUAAAAAUCGUCAUCAUGUCUGCUACACUUGAUGCAGGGAAAUUCCAAACUUAUUUUGAAAAUUGUCCGCUGAUGUCUGUACCUGGGCGCACGUUUCCGGUGGAGAUCUUCUUUACUCCGGAGCCAGAGAAAGAUUAUCUUGAGGCAGCGAUUCGAACCGUUAUACAAAUCCACGUGUGUGAAGAGGUCGAGGGUGAUAUCCUGUUGUUUCUUACAGGGCAAGAAGAAAUUGAAGAAGCUUGUAAACGGAUAAAACGAGAGGUCGACAAUCUUGGACCCCAAGUGGGAGCACUAACCUGUGUCCCACUGUAUUCAACACUACCACCAAAUCAACAGCAGCGAAUUUUUGAACCAGCACCACCCAGUAAACCUGGUGCAAUAGGCCGAAAGUGUGUCGUUUCAACAAACAUUGCUGAGACAUCGUUGACAAUUGAUGGUGUGGUCUUUGUGAUCGAUCCCGGGUUUUCUAAGCAAAAAGUGUACAAUCCAAGAAUUCGAGUCGAGUCUUUGUUGGUGUGUCCAAUUUCUAAGGCGAGUGCUAUGCAACGUGCAGGUCGAGCCGGUCGAACGAAACCUGGAAAAUGUUUUCGGUUGUAUACCGAAAAGGCAUACCAAGAAGAAAUGCAGGAACAAACUUAUCCAGAAAUUUUGCGGUCGAAUUUGGGAUCAGUAGUGCUUCAGCUGAAGAAGCUUGGAAUUGAGGAUCUCGUCCACUUCGACUUUAUGGAUCCUCCAGCACCAGAGACAUUGAUGAGAGCGUUGGAACUUCUAAAUUAUUUGGCCGCCAUAAAUGAUGAUGGUGAACUGACGGAGCUCGGGUCUCUUAUGGCUGAAUUUCCAUUGGAUCCUCAAUUAGCCAAGAUGUUGAUAACGUCUACGGAACUGAACUGUUCGAAUGAAAUAUUGUCAAUUACUGCUAUGUUAUCUGUUCCACAAUGUUUUGUGCGUCCGAAUGAGAUGAAGAAAGAAGCAGAUGAGGCCAAAGCACGGUUCGCUCAUGUCGAUGGCGAUCACCUUACUUUGUUAAAUGUGUAUCAUGCGUUCAAACAAAAUAACGAAGAUGUGCAGUGGUGUUAUGAUAACUUCAUUAACUAUCGUACACUGAAGACAGCGGACACUGUGCGUAUCCAGCUUGGAAAAAUUAUGGACAAGUUCAACCUUCGACGCGUUUCUACAGAUUUCAAGUCGAAAGAUUACUAUAUAAACAUUCGAAAAGCUCUAGUUGCCGGAUUUUUCAUGCAGGUUGCUCAUCUUCAACGAAGCGGGCAUUAUGUUACUGUGAAAGAUAACCAGCUUGUGAAUCUUCACCCAUCAACUGUACUUGACCAUAAACCUGAAUGGGCACUCUAUAAUGAAUUUGUGCUGACGACAAAAAACUUUAUCCGAACCGUCACGGAUGUCCGACCGGAAUGGUUGUUAACAAUCGCUCCUCAAUAUUUCGAUCUGUCGAAUUUCCCAGAUGGUGACACAAAACGGAAGUUGCAGUACGUUGGUAAUUCAUUACGUGCUCUUCAGAAUAGUAAAGGUUACUGA